Messenger RNA from Drosophila busckii, 522 nucleotides. RefSeq names its product kunitz-type serine protease inhibitor bitisilin-2. The coding region runs from base 45 to 476 and encodes 143 amino acids. Gene Ontology annotation, molecular function: serine-type endopeptidase inhibitor activity. The record is from RefSeq and is a predicted model, not a curated record. The transcript has a single exon. Lineage: Eukaryota; Metazoa; Arthropoda; Insecta; Diptera; Drosophilidae.
AGAGUCAUAGCCACAGUCAUUCGCUACACACAACUGCCCACGUAAUGAGCUACAAAAUCUGCCUAAUUGCGCUUGCUGCGCUCAUUUGCUCGCAAGCUGUGCUCGCCAAGCCUUUGGAUGAGCCGGCGCCGGCUGAAUCACAGCUGGUGGUCGAGGAGCAGCCAACUGCUGGUGCAACAGCAGCUCCACUGGAUGCCAGCAGCGUACCCGAGCAGUGCCAUCAGCCCAAGGAGACGGGUCGCUGCUUUGCGCUCUUCUAUCGCUUUGCCUACAAUUUGGAUACGCACGCGUGUGAGGAGUUUGUCUAUGGCGGCUGUGCCGGCAAUAGCAACAACUUUGAGUCCAAGGAGCAGUGCGAACAGCUUUGCUUGGGCAAGGCAGCGCCAGUGGCAGCAACAGCUUCCAGCACAGAGCAGAGCACAGAGCUGACUACGGAGCAAAUCGUCGUGGAGAGCAGCAGCAGCAGCUCGAACUAGUUUUGACGCCAGCAGCAGCAGCACAAAUUAAAAUUCAAUUAUUUAU